Messenger RNA from Lottia gigantea (owl limpet), 537 nucleotides. RefSeq lists its product as hypothetical. The transcript has a single exon. The record is from RefSeq and is a predicted model, not a curated record. Lineage: Eukaryota; Metazoa; Mollusca; Gastropoda; Lottiidae. The coding region runs from base 1 to 537 and encodes 178 amino acids.
AUGACGUCAGCAGCUAUGGAGGGAUUUGAAGCGUGUACUGAGGAAGCUAUCCGAUAUUUGAUCGAGGAUGAGAAACUGCCAGCAGACGAUCCUAUGGUAGUAGGAUUGAGAGAAUAUUUGUUCGAGAAACAGAAAGCUCUGGCUUACUCUAAUUUAUUCGAUCAUCAAGUCCCAAACUUUUCUCUACCUACGUCACUUCCGGUCAAUUACAACUUAUUUGAACAAUGUGAGGAAUAUUCACUGCGGUCUGACAAUCUUUCUGACCAAUCAACAGACUCUAUUGAAAUCUCAAAUAUAUCGUCCGAGUCAGACAUGAUGUCAGAACAGGAAGUGGCGCCAGAAACUGAAAUGGCGGAAUCUGUGGACUUCUGUGACGUUAAUAAUUUGUGUUUACCAGAAGACAAAAUCUCGGCUAUUCGUGCUUUAACCGCAGAACUUUUAUCUCUUAUGGAACAGGAGGACGAUUUUUCAGAUUUCGAUGACGACGAGGAGUUUUCAAGUUACGUUAUGGACAAUGAGGAGGAACUAGACCACUAA